Molecule: messenger RNA, 1499 nt
Organism: Hibiscus syriacus
Lineage: Eukaryota; Viridiplantae; Streptophyta; Magnoliopsida; Malvales; Malvaceae
Exons: 6
Coding region: 16-1386 (456 amino acids)
Source: RefSeq, a predicted model, not a curated record
GGUGCAACGGUAGCUAUGUUGACACCGUGUUCCAUUGCCUCAAACGUUACCUUCCAAUUUUCCAUCCCCUACAUAACUGGUGGCUACCGUCGCUGCUCGAGGGAAAAAGGAAAGAAGAAAAGAAAUCCUAAUUGGCGGAGAAAGAAAGAAGGAGAGGAAGAGCCGCGGUGGCGGAACUUAAUCUACAUGGCCGCCCCUCUUUCCUCUUAUUCCCUUCCCCCUUUCUUCUCUUCCAAAACACGUUCAAUCCCAAAGCUCAAUCUCCUCUUUCCUCCUCCUCUUUCCAUAUCUCCUUCUCGCUCGCUCUCCAUCAUCAACCCUAAAAAAUACAGCAGAACCCAUCUCAUCGCCUUCUCUUCCUCUAAUCCCGACGCCUCUGCUUUCCAUGAUGGGUUCGAUCACAAUCCGGCCCCAUCUGAGAAAUCCGUCCUUGCCAAUCUCAUACAUGAGAUAGAACCAUUGGACGUUAGCCUUAUCCAAAAAGAUGUCUCCCCUACAACUUUGGAUGCCAUGAAAAGGACUAUUUCUGGCAUGUUGGGUUUACUCCCUUCUGAUAGGUUUCAAGUCUUUAUCGAGGCAUUAUGGGAACCUCUCUCCAAAUUGUUGGUUUCUUCUAUGAUGACUGGUUAUACAUUGAGGAAUGCUGAAUAUAGGCUUUGCCUUGAGCGGAACCUUGGUUGUGAAGGAGAUUUGGAAAAUCAAACUUCAGAAAAAUCGACUUUCGAUUUACAAGACAUGUUGCUAGACAGUACAAAAAUAAAUGAACUUUUUGAGAAAAAUGGUUUGUCAUCUGAAUCUGAAGAAACCAGUAAAGAGCAAUUAGAAGAUAUAGACUUUCAAGGCCUGGGUGAAAUGCCCUUGGAAGCUCGUAAAUACAUUCUUCAUUUGAAGUCUCGUCUAACUGCAGUGAAAAAGGAACUCCAUGAAGUAAAGAGGAAGAAUGCUGCUCUGCAGAUGCAACAGUUUGUUGGCGAAGAAAAGAAUGAUUUACUUGACUACUUGAGAUCACUAGAACCAGAAAAGGUAGCUGAGCUUUCUGAACCAACGUCUCCUGAAGUGAAAGACACAAUCCACUCUGUGGUCCACGGUCUCCUUGCCACUCUUUCUCCAAGGAUGCAUUCCAAGAUUCCUCCUUCGUCAGAGAACACUGCAACUGGAACUGUAAAUAUUGGGAGUGAAGAUUGUGCCGAACUUGUUGAGAAUACUUCACUUCAGUUCCAGCCCUUCAUUUCAUUAACGCGGGACUAUCUUGCUCGUCUACUCUUCUGGUGUAUGCUUUUGGGACACUACCUUAGAGGCCUCGAGUAUCGGUUAGAGCUAAUGGAACUUUUAAUGUUGACAAGCAGUCCCGACAAUAACGGCUGUGGUGAUGAGCAGGUUGUUUAGAGUUGCUGUGAUUCCAGUGCUUCCAUCUGCAUAUAUAAAGUUGUUGGUAUUGCUUAUUAAUAUCAUUAGUUGCAUUAAUAAAGGUUGCUUGAACCAUGUUGAAGGAGAUCGUC